Messenger RNA from Ipomoea triloba (trilobed morning glory), 593 nucleotides. RefSeq names its product mitochondrial pyruvate carrier 1-like. The transcript is spliced from 5 exons. Bases 66 to 413 code for a protein of 115 amino acids. NCBI's taxonomy places the organism in Eukaryota, Viridiplantae, Streptophyta, Magnoliopsida, Solanales, Convolvulaceae. Gene Ontology annotation, cellular component: mitochondrial inner membrane. Gene Ontology annotation, biological process: pyruvate import into mitochondria. The record is from RefSeq and is a predicted model, not a curated record.
GGAAGUUCUGAAAACCAUUUUUCAUUUUAUUCCGACGAAUUACGGUGAUAUAGUAUAGGGCGGAGAUGUGGUCGGGGAAGAAGCAAAUGAUGGCAUCGUUGGGAGCGUAUUGGAGGAGUCCAGUGGGACCUAAAACAACCCACUUUUGGGGUCCUAUGGCAAACUGGGGACUUGUCAUUGCAGGAAUAAUGGACGUAAAGAAACCACCGGACACUAUAUCUGGCAACAUGACGGGAGUGUUAUGCGUGUUUUCUAUGCUGUGCAUGAGAUUUGCUUGGAUGGUGCGACCUCGCAAUCAUCUACUUUUGGCGUGCCAUGCUGCAAAUGAGUCCGUCCAACUUUAUCAACUCUCGCGUUGGGCUACGCAUAACUGGUACGUGACACAAACAGAAGAAGAAGAUAAUCAAAAGUGAUUUAAUUGGUUUGUUCAAAACAACCUUCUUAUGCCUCGCAAUAAGAAAAUAUGAUAUGAAGUGAUAAUGAGCCCUUAAGAGGGAUCAAAUGUUUGUAUUAUUACAAUUAGGGUUUAUAAUAUGACCAUCAUUUUAGCAAGUUUUAUGAUUAUAAACAAUGAUUAUACAUUAUUCAUUCAA